Messenger RNA from Erythranthe guttata (spotted monkey flower), 1329 nucleotides. RefSeq lists its product as uncharacterized. The record is from RefSeq and is a predicted model, not a curated record. NCBI's taxonomy places the organism in Eukaryota, Viridiplantae, Streptophyta, Magnoliopsida, Lamiales, Phrymaceae.
UCAGUUGGUUUCUCUCUCCUAAAAAAUGAGAUAGAAGAGAGAGAAAGUCAGAGAGGAGUCAUCAAUCAGCAGAAAUUGAAUCGUUUUAAGAGAGAUACAGUUCUCUACGAAUUUUCAAACCCUUGUUUUUCUCCGUCAAUUGUUUUUCUUGUUACUCGAGAGGAAAACUGUAUCUGCCGUUUUGCUUCUUCAAUUCCGGAUUUUCCGGCGGUGUUUCCGUCCGAUCUUCACCUGAAUCCGGUCAAUUUUACAGUAAAUUAAACCCAACCGGCGAUUGACGACACGGAUUAAAGCGUCUUCUUUUAACAUGAUCAUUCUCUUCAAUCAGUAAAAAAAAAGUUUUUUUUUUUUUGAUUUUUUUUUUUGCGGAAUUGGGGCAUCUGCUUAAAUUAAGUACAAUAACUGUUGAAAAUUCGUUGCAACUCUUCAAAUUUUCAUUCGCGAGAGUGUUUGAAGGGACUAUUGGUUAAUCAAUUGACUUUAUAUCUGUAAUUAAUUCGUGUUUUGAUAUUUUAGGGUUUGGGGGUUGAUUUGAAAUUGUAAGAUGGCUCUUUCUUUCACUAGAAUUUCUUGGUUAUGGUUGGGUGGGAAAGACAAAGAGAAAGUCUCUAAUGGUGGGUUAAUAAAUUCAUUAAAUUCGUUGGGUGAAUGGGGUUUAGGGUUGAGAGGAGAGAGAGAGACAGAAGCUCUGAAAUUAAUGAAGGGGGGCGAUAUUACGAGAAUGCCCUCGUCGGGCUCGAGUAGAAAGUCGAAGAGGAAAUGGAAGAGUAGGGAAGAUAGAAUCAGUAAGAUAGACAGAGAGUACGAUGUGGUGUUAGUUCCGUCAGAUGGUGCUUGUUUAUCGGGGUCGGAAUCCGACGACUCUGAUUGGUCGAUCGGGUGGCUCGAGCCGCACGCCCCCGAUUUUCAGAGCGACGACGAGGAUAGUUUUGCUGUUUUGGUGCCUUGCUAUAGAAAUCAAGAAUUGGAGGGGAAAAAGGAGGAGUAUAGUGCUAAGUUCUUGAUUUCUGCUAAGAACGUUCGAAAUGGUUAUUCUGCUGGGUAUCAGUGUUAGGCUUACGUCGACCGAGGACUGAACGGAAACUCGACAUAUCUUGCUGUUGAUUGGUUCACCACGAACGUCGUUAAAUUUUCUAGAUUUUUCCAUUUUUAUUUUGCUGGUGUAAAUAAAUUCUGAAAAUAAUCAGUUGAUGGAAAUAAGGUGCUCUAUUGCUUGUGUACAUAUUUGUUUUUUUAUUGGACAAGAAUUUCCCCACCUUAUAUAUUGUUCAAGUGUGGUUUUCAUUGUUAAAAUCUCAAGUGAUAUCUUUGGUUUUGUCAUUGAGUUCU